AUGACCACGCUUUCAGAAGAUGAUAAAUUGUUGUUUGUGGCGGCGAGGGAGGCGCAGUUGACACGCAAUGAGGCGGUGCAAAUCAUCAUGUCGGAUGUCCCGCACAACGUGCUGCACGGGGCAUUCAUUCGGGUUCUCUUAGAGCUGCAAGAUCGCCGCGAGGACUACAUUGUGGCACGCGUUGGUGCGAUUACCACGGGUGAGGUCUACGGUGGCUUCUCCACCAAUGCAAACAUUAGAACCGAUCACUACCUGGUGCUGCAACUGCCACCGCACCUUGCACAAAUCAACGGGACGCAGUACCAGUUGAACAGCAUCAGCAACUCCGCCAUGACGGAGAUGGAGUUUGCGCGAUGGUUAGAGAUGGCACAGGCGUCACCGCCGCCACCGCCGCCACCGCCGUACAACGGCGGCGAGGGGGGGGCGGUAGCUGGGUCGCCGAUUCCAACGCGGCAAGAGCUUGUCCAUGUCGCCCGGCGUUUGCGUGGCGUUCUUGGCGGCGGGGCACGGCACGGAGCGAGCGUGCACCGUCAGCGGCAGCCCAAUCAGGUACAACAGUGCCCGCAUCCGCACCUGCACAACGCUAUGCCGCCAAACCCCCCAGAUGGCGUGCAGCAGGUGCUUUCCACGUCGCAGAGCCAACUCGCACCGCAGUCCGGUAGUAACCAUUGCACCUUCGACUCCGCCGAGUUUCCGGCGGACCCGGCCUUCCAUAACUGUGCCGUGGCCCAGUUCAAGCGGCAGGGCACCCUGGCCUCGUUGAACGCUGCCACCGCCAGAAACUGUGGCAACCAUAGUACUAAUAACAAUAAUAACAGCAGCAGUACUGGCACCAGCGGGGUUGAGGUCAGUGGCAGUGGUGGUCAAAAGCGUUUUUUCCACGGAGGCGCCUCCCCACGACCCCUGUCGCUCCAAGCACACAGUGCCGUGGAUCUUACUCUGGCGGAGCAGGAGUUUGAGUUGCCCGAUUACCGGCAGAUUCGGCAGGAUAUCAUCAACAAAAUGAGUCAGACCAGCGUGCUGUUUCCGACAAACAUCAAUGAGCUGAAGGUUUCACAGCUGCGGCUGACGGAGCGUGACAUGAUUGAGUACCUGGAGCACGUGCGUGAGGCCAUCUUGAGUAAGCAGGACAACUGUGUGGUGUGCAUGGACCACGUUCCGACGGUCAUUUCACUGCCGUGUCGUCAUAAGGUGCUCUGCAGGUUGUGUGCCCCGUCGGUGAGCACUUGCCCUGUGUGCCGCAGCCAACUGUUCGAGCUCUUCGAGCCGAAGGAGAUCUAG
Messenger RNA from Trypanosoma rangeli, 1281 nucleotides. RefSeq lists its product as uncharacterized. The transcript has a single exon. The record is from RefSeq and is a predicted model, not a curated record. Gene Ontology annotation, molecular function: DNA binding. Bases 1 to 1281 code for a protein of 426 amino acids. NCBI's taxonomy places the organism in Eukaryota, Euglenozoa, Kinetoplastea, Trypanosomatida, Trypanosomatidae.